Molecule: messenger RNA, 2838 nt
Organism: Dracunculus medinensis (Guinea worm)
Lineage: Eukaryota; Metazoa; Nematoda; Chromadorea; Rhabditida; Dracunculidae
Source: the annotation of a GenBank genome assembly
AUGUAUCGAAUUAUCUCAAGACCGAAUCUUAUGACUGACCGACCUUUAACGCCUCAAGGAUUUUUGAAUUGCCCUCAUGGAACAUUGUUGAUGGAUGAAGGUGAGGAGGGUGCCGUGGAAGGAUGUUUGCUGAUGGAAAUUAUUAUUUUUAGGAUUCUUCGAAAGAACUCAUUAUCUGUGGAAAGCCGUCGCUUGCUCGUCAGUGGUAUAUUAAAAAAUGUAAUAAAACUAAGAUAUUGGAUUGCAACAGGUUUUAUUGGUGGUAGUCUUGCGGUAUCUAAUCGUUAUGAAGAAUGGAAACGUUCACUGCCAGAAAUUUCAUUACCGGAUUGGCUUAAAAUUGACGAAAGUCGAUUGGAAAAGAUUUCUGAAAAAUAUAAAAAAAUUGAAGCGAAUUUCUGGGAAAAAGAACGACGAUGGUUAGAUGUUUGGCAAGAACGCAUAAAUAGUUUUGAAAAUAUGUGGCAUCGUGGACCGAUUGAAGGUCUGAAUUUGUUCUUAUUGCUCGGCAAAAAUAGUACCGGAGUUCAGCAAAGUUAUAACUAUUUAUUAAUCAAUUAUUCAUUACAGUUAAGUGAGGAAGAAAGAAUUCAAAAACUUCAAGAUGAAAUGUUGAAAACCCAGAGUCAAUAUCAGCGUGAAUUAGAAGCGCUUGAGAAGGAGAAUAAAGUACUAAAACAGCGAUUAUUGCUCAAAGACCAAGGAGCAACUGUACGGCUUAAAAAAAUGAAGAGAUCAUUGAUUGAUAUGUAUUCCGAAGCCUUGGAUUUAUUAAAUGAAUAUGACUCUUCCUACAAUACUGCCGAUAAUCUUCCUCGUGUUGUUGUCGUCGGCGAUCAAAGUGCUGGUAAAACUUCCGUAUUGGAAAUGGUCGCUCGUGCGCGCAUUUUUCCUAGAGGUUCUGGUGAAAUGAUGACUCGUGCACCUGUUAAGGUAACGUUAAGCGAAGGACCUUAUCAUGUGGCGCAGUUCAAAGACAGUAAUCGUGAAUUCGAUUUGACAAAGGAAUCUGAAUUAAAGCUUUUACGUAAUGAAAUCGAAAUUCGGAUGCGUAAUUCUGUUGAAGAAGGAAAAACAGUUUCAAAUGAAGUGAUUGCUCUUACUGUCAAAGGUCCAUCACUUCCUCGUAUGGUGCUUGUUGAUUUGCCUGGUGUAAUUUCGACAGUCACUGUCGAUAUGGCAAAAGAAACAAAAGACGAUAUUAUCCGAAUGUGCAAGAAUUAUAUGGAAAAUCCUAAUGCUAUAAUUUUGUGCAUUCAAGAUGGUUCGGUUGAUGCUGAACGAAGUAAUGUUACAGACUUAGUCAGCAGUAUCGAUCCACUUGGACAGAGGACUAUUCUUGUGUUAACUAAGGUUGAUUUGGCUGAGCAAAAUUAUGCAAAUCCUGAUCGAAUUAAAAAAAUUCUAGAAGGAAAAUUGUUCCCCAUGAAAGCACUCGGAUAUUUUGCUGUCGUGACUGGUAAGGGUUCAAAUGCAGAAAGCAUUGAAUCUAUUUUGAAAUAUGAAGAAGAAUUUUUCGCCAAUUCUAGACUUUUCAAAGAUGGUAUAUUAAAGCCAUCACAGAUGACUACUCGUAAUAUGUCUUUUGCUGUAUCUGAUUGCUUUUGGAGGAUGGUUAAGGAUUCUAUAGAGUCACAAGCGGACGCUUUUCGAGCCAAUCGUUUUAAUUUGGAAACUGAAUGGAAGAAUACUUUUCCCCGCAUACGAGAACUUGAUCGUGAUGAAUUAUUCGAAAAAGCAAAAGGAGAAAUUUUAGACGAAAUUGUCAAUUUAUCUCUUGUCCCUGCCGAUCAGUGGGAAAAUAUGCUGAAAAAACGCCUGUGGAACAUGGUUGCUGCCCACAUCUUUGAUCAAAUAUUUAUGCCAGCGUCUGCUGUAGAUAAUGCGGGUACAUUCAAUACAUUGAUCGACAUUAAAUUGAAACACUGGGUUGACAAAGAUCUCCCUCUUAAAUCAAUUCAGGCUGGUUGGGAAACUUUGGCAGAGGUUUUCAGGCAACAAGUGGAAUCAGGUAAACAUGGGCCAAACCAUGAUGUAUUGUUCGAUCGUUUGAAAAUGGCUGUACUUGAUGCAUCUCUGGGCGAACAUCAGUGGGAUAACAAGGCUCUCGAUUAUUUGCGUGUGAUACAGCUGAAUGCUAUGGAAGAUAGAUUGAUACCGAACAAACGCGCAUGGGAUAAAGCGGCGGAAUUCAUGGCAAAAGCAGUAGAAGAUCGUCUUGAUGAGGCUCGUAAGGUUAUUGAUGAGAGUCAUGGUCCUGGUUUCUGGUCAAAAUGGUUCUAUUGGCAGUCACCUACUCAUGAACAUAUAAUUUCUUAUGAAGUGCAAUCUGAAUUGAAACAGUUGUUGGUUCAGAAUCCUGAUCAUGCCCCAUCCUUGUUAGAUGACGAUUUAACUGUCGUGAGAAGGAAUCUGGAAGCGAAAGGUUUUGAUGUAUCAGUAGAUACUGUACGGAAGCACUGGAAGCUGAUAUUCAGAGAAAAUUUUCUGGAACGGCAGCUCCUAGCCGCGCGUGAGUGCCAAGGAUUAUAUCAACAUUAUAAAGCUGGAUUUAAUGAAUCGGUUGUCGAUUGUCAAGCUGUUAUUCUUUUUUAUCGUAUCGAUAAAAUGCUGAAUUUAACAUGUAAUGCGCUAAGGCAACAAAUUACCAAUACUGAGCAAAGACGUAUUGAAAAGGAGAUCAAAGAUGUGCUAGAUGAUUGGUCUCACGAUAAUGAAAAGAAAAAAAUGUAUCUUACGGGAAGGCGAGUUGAAUUAGCGGAAGAAUUGAAACAAGUGCGUCAUAUCCAGGAGAAGUUAGAACAAUUUAUGACACAGCUUCAACAAGAAAAAUCAUAA